Messenger RNA from Quercus lobata, 1137 nucleotides. Its product is annotated as gibberellin 20 oxidase 2-like. The coding region runs from base 1 to 1137 and encodes 378 amino acids. The record is from RefSeq and is a predicted model, not a curated record. The transcript has 3 exons. NCBI's taxonomy places the organism in Eukaryota, Viridiplantae, Streptophyta, Magnoliopsida, Fagales, Fagaceae.
AUGGAUUCAUGUGCCUCUAUCCUUCUCCUUUCCCCUCUUGUAGAGCGAGAAGAUCAGAAAGACCAUGGCGAUUCUUUUUUGCUCCCAUCAUUUCUUCAGAAACAACCCUACGUACCCAUGAAUUUCAUUUGGCCAAAAGGGGACCUAGUGGAAGCUCAGCAAGAGCUUAAAGCGCCCAUAAUUGAUCUUGAGGGUUUCCUUAAGGGUGAUUUGGUGGCAACAGAGCGUGCUGCAAUGCUCAUUAGGGCAGCUUGCUUGAGCCAUGGUUUCUUCCAAGUAACCAACCAUGGGGUUGACCCUUGUCUCAUCAAGACUGCACAUGAUCAUAUGGAUCAGUUUUUUAAGCUUCCUAUUAGCAUGAAGCUUAGGGCUAAGAGAAUUCCUGGUUGUAUGUGGGGCUAUUCUGGUGCUCAUUCUGAUCGUUUUUCAUCAAAAUUGCCUUGGAAGGAAACACUAUCCUUCGGCUUUCAUGAGAAUGACUCAGACCCUGUUGUGGUAGAUUUCUUUAAAUCCACCCUAGGGAAGGAUUUUGAAAAAACAGGAAUGGUAUACCAAAAAUAUUGUGAAGCAAUGAAGGACUUAUCACUUGCAAUCUUGGAACUAUUGGCAAUCAGCCUGGGACUUCAUCCAUUGCAUUAUAAACAAUUUUUUGAAGAUAGUAGCUCCAUAAUGAGAUGUAACUACUACCCGAUUUGCCAACAGCCAGCCCUUGCCAUUGGCACUGGACCACAUUGCGACCCGACUUCCCUAACCAUUCUUCAUCAGGACCAAGUUGGAGGUCUUGAAGUGUUUGCCAACAACAAAUGGCAGACUGUUCGACCUUGUCAUGAUGCACUGGUCAUUAACAUCGGUGAUACCUUCAUGGCAUUAUCGAAUGGGAGAUACAAGAGUUGCCUCCAUAGGGCAGUGGUUAACAGUUACAAUGAGAGAAAAUCGUUGGCAUUCUUUCUGUGCCCACGAGAAGACAAGGUUGUGAGACCCCCUGAAGAUCUUGUACGUCUUGAUGGGACAAGAAAGUACCCAGAUUUCACAUGGUCAGAUUUGCUCCAAUUCACACAGAAACACUACAGAGCUGAUGAAGCUACCCUCCAAAACUUCACUAAAUGGCUCCUAUCUUCUGAACCAGUUGAUGUCUAG